UCUUCAGUGUCCGUCAGGUGAUGGAUGAUGGGAUGUGCCGUCUGGUGGCCACGUUACCCCAGCUGAAUGAGCAGAAGUGCCCGGACAUGUUUCGCUGCUCGGAUGAGGUUUCCUACUGGCUGAACGAGAACGAGGAGAGAAAGCAGCAGAUUGUGACGCUGAAGGAGACCAUCUCUGAGCUGCAGGAGGAGCUGAGGAACCACCGACACCGCAUCAAAGUCCUCGAGCUGCAGAGUGAAGAGAGGACCCACUUGAAUAUUUCCUUAGAGCAGCGUUUCCAUGACCUGGAGAUCCACUAUGUUGAGGCGACCACCCUGCUGCAUCUACAGGGAACUCUGAUCAUCGACCUGCAGAACCAGCUCCAAAAUCUGACACUUUUGGUGGACAGAGUGAAAAGAAGUCCCGGCUGCAUGAUCAACAUUGUCAGACCCAAUUCGCUGAUGAAUGCUCAAGAGGCUCUGCACCCAGAGCUUCAGCAUGUGAGGAACUGUCCCAUCGAUUGUGCUUCUCUCUAUUACAAUGGAGUGAGGAGGUCGGGGAUUUACACAGUGGUGCCAUCACUUGCCGGCAUGCCUGUUGAGGUUUACUGUGAUAUGGACAUAGAUGGUGGUGGCUGGACUGUGAUCCAGCGGCGCCUGGACGGCUCAGUAAGCUUUGACCGCAGCUGGAGGGACUACAGGGACGGCUUUGGUGACCUGCAGUCAGAGUUCUGGUUAGGCAAUGACCACAUACAUGAACUGAGCACCCAGGGAGACUACACCCUCCGCAUCGACAUGGAAGACUGGAGCAACAAGCACAAACAUGCCAUCUACCAGAGUUUCAGUGUGGAGGAUGAGGAGCAUCAGUACCGUCUCCAUGUGUCAGGAUUCAGUGGGACAGCUCAGGACUCAUUCAGCUGGUAUCACGACAAGCAGGGCUUCAGCACGCCAGAUAGUGGGAACAUCUGUGCUGAGAUCUCCCACGGCGGUUGGUGGUACAAUCAGUGCUUCUACGCCAACCUCAAUGGCGUCUAUUACAGGGGAGGCCAUUACAUCCCAAGGAACCGGGGGCCGCUGGGUCCUGAUGGAAUUGUUUGGUACUCCUGGAAGGACUCUGAUUAUUACUCCCUACGCAAAGUCAGCAUGAUGAUCCGACCACGCAGCUUUCGCAGUCGUACGUCACCCUGACCCGCUGUCAUCGUGAUAACAGUGAGGACAAAAGAACAAUUCCAGAGAUAGGGAUCACAAGGACAUGUCAUCGGGACACUGAGGUGAUGAUGAUUCACAUCCUGUAAACAACAGCACCAGCUACCCACAGUGAUUACUGACAGACUUGGUCCUUUUUUUAAAAAAAAACUGCUGGGCAACUUCCUACUGUAAACAAACACUUUUUACUAUAGAAUAAUUUUAUGAAAUAUUGAAUGUUUUCUUUCAGUCACUGGAAGCAAGUUCUUUAUUUUUUACUUCUGUUUUGUACGUUUAGUUUAAGACAUGACAACUGAUGCACUAUUAGAACCAAGCCAAAGGAGAGGUAUGUGUGUGUGGUGUGUUGAGUAAGUUUCACAGGUUUUUACUGCAUUUUUAUUUAUGCUUGCAAGUUAUUGUAUAUGUAUUUAUUAUUAUACUAUACCCAGCCAAUUAUGAAUUUAAUCUAUUAUGUAAAAAAUUGAAAUAAAGUUUAAUACUAUUAUUUGCACUUGCCAGGACAUAAACUACUUGAUUAGACAGGGAUGUAGCGAUACCCAACAAAACAAGUAAAAAUAGAUGCAAACAUGGACUCAAAAUAACACAAAAGUAUAUGUAGGCUACCUUGCAGAACUUUUUUAACCAGAAAAAGAUACUAUCUGUUGCUGGCAUCUUGUUUGACAUCAGUGGCCGAAACGGCAAAACUGUCUAUUUUCAUAAAUGAAAAAUGUUUUAUUAGUAACAAUACAGAACUGAGAUUACAAGUAUUACUUAUCAUUUAAAUUAAAAUAAAGGAAAGGUAAAUCUUUUAACUAUUAUUUUAAGAGAAUUAAAAUAGAAUCAUAUUCAUUAAUUGAUCUCAAUUUCAUGUCUUUAUAAAAUGUGGAGUCAUAUAUAAUCAUAAUAAAAUCAUACUGAAUGCCCUGUAUCUUCGGUUCCUUACCCUGCAGCCUUUUAAGCAACAUCCAGCGUUUCCAUGGCAACAACAAACACAUUGUGUGUCUUCAUGGUGAAUCUCUUAUGGCAGCUGCCAUAACAAAACAGAUCCUGUUACAUCUAUGC
Cheilinus undulatus (humphead wrasse) is the source of this 2225-nucleotide messenger RNA. RefSeq names its product fibrinogen-like protein 1. Bases 21 to 1166 code for a protein of 381 amino acids. Lineage: Eukaryota; Metazoa; Chordata; Actinopteri; Labriformes; Labridae. The record is from RefSeq and is a predicted model, not a curated record. The transcript has 8 exons.